Messenger RNA from Conger conger (European conger), 996 nucleotides. RefSeq names its product synaptogyrin-3-like. The transcript is spliced from 4 exons. The coding region runs from base 304 to 996 and encodes 230 amino acids. The record is from RefSeq and is a predicted model, not a curated record. Lineage: Eukaryota; Metazoa; Chordata; Actinopteri; Anguilliformes; Congridae. Gene Ontology annotation, cellular component: synaptic vesicle membrane; neuromuscular junction.
GUUUAUCUCGUGAUUCGGCGUUUUCAUGGGAUUAUUUCUCGGUAAAAAAAAUCUUAGAUAUCCAUGGGAGUAACCUAAACCAGUGGCAUCGUAUUCGGAUUCAUACAUUUGCAGCGCUAUGAUGAGAACUUUGCAGCUGCGACACCGAGGCGUUGUAUAGGGACUCAAACCCAGUGCGCGGACCCGUCUGGAUUGUGCACGCCGCUGGCAGACGGUGGGUGUGUGCACUGCACGUCCGUACCUAUCUUCAGAGGCAAAGCCUGGAGCCUUUGUAGCAGCAGUUGGCUCGGGUGCAGAAUAAAGAUGGAAGGUGUCGGGUCCUUUGGCGCUGGGAGAGCUGGAGGUGAAUUCGAUCCGGUCGCCUUUAUCAAACGACCUCAGACGAUUCUAAGAAUACUUUCAUGGAUCUUCUCCAUGGUGGUGUUCGGCUCCAUCGUGAACGAAGGCUACAUCAACAGCGGGAGCGAGAGGCUGCACUGCAUCUUCAACAAGAACUACGACGCCUGUAACUACGGCAUCACUGUGGGCGUGGUGGCCUUCCUGGCCUGCAUAUUCUUCACAGUCCUGGACAUUCACUUCCCUCAGAUCAGCAGCGUGAAGGACCGGAAGAAGGCCUUGCUCGUGGAGGUGGGCUUCUCAGGUUUCUGGACAUUCAUGUGGUUCGUGGGGUUCUGUUUCCUGGCCAACCAGUGGCAGCAAACCUCACCCAAUGAGCUUCCCCUGAUUCAGGGAGCAGAUGCAGCUCGAGCUGCGAUCGCCUUCUGCUUCUUCUCCAUCAUCACCUGGGCUUGCCUCACCGUGGCAGCUGUGCAGAAGCUUCUCCUGGGGACUGACAUGGCCCUCUUCACCACUGACCACCUGGAAGCCAAGCCCAACAUCCAGCCCUACCCCCCCAGCACCGUGGUGGAGACCACCGAGUCCGACACCUACAAGAGCCCGCCUUUCACCCAGAACCUUCAGACCAGCCCCAAGGGCUACCCUGAGCCCACAUACUGA